Postia placenta MAD-698-R-SB12 is the source of this 363-nucleotide messenger RNA. RefSeq lists its product as hypothetical. Lineage: Eukaryota; Fungi; Basidiomycota; Agaricomycetes; Polyporales; Adustoporiaceae. The record is from RefSeq and is a predicted model, not a curated record. The coding region runs from base 1 to 363 and encodes 120 amino acids. The transcript is spliced from 2 exons.
AUGUUCACCAGCAAGUUUGUCAGAGGCGCCGUCCUCGUGCUCAUAGGCCUCAGAGUUGCUCUCGCAGCUCCUACACAGACCACCAGCAUCGACCCGCGCUGCCCGCAGCCAUGGACGACGACAGUCACUGAGACGUUGAGCAUCAUUGCACCUACGACCACAGGUCCCUUGGAGACAACAACAUUCACCGUGACGGAGUUGAGCUAUCCGCUUACUACAUCCACCAGUGUGGGAACCUACGUAUAUUCGGGCCCGGUUUACACUGCCACACCAAUUUACACGACGGAGUACACGAGCACUUACAUAACGUUGAACGUAUAUUCGGACUUUAAAGGGCCUUUCCCGAGCGAUUGUGCAUACUAG